AUGUCUGAAAACAACUAUCUACCUUUGAUAGUGUCCAACCUGCCUUGGUUGCUUCUUGCCUUCACAGCUUUCAAGGCGCUUUCUCUGAAAUACAAGUCUGGUCUGAGCAAGCUACCAGGGCCACAGCUAGCUGCUUUUACAGAUCUGUGGCGCUUCUUUGUAGCGUGGGGUCGAAGGCCCGAGGUCGCUCACCAAGAGCUUCACGCAAAGUAUGGUGAUGCUGUCCGAAUGGGGCCGAAUAUGGUUUCGAUUUCUGAUUAUAAAGCUGUCAAGGAGGUAUACGGUUUCAAUAUUGCGUAUAUCAAAUCAGACUUUUACCCCGUGCAACGAGCUAUAGCCAAUGGGAAGGCACUGGAAUCUCUGUUCAACACGACGGAUAACAAGUUUCACGCCAAGAUCCGCCGAGCAAUUAGUAGUACAUAUGCCACUAGUACUAUUGUUCAAUUCGAACCACUGGUUGAUUCCACCAUCUCCACAUUCCUAGAUCAACUUGAUGAAAGGUACGUUGGCAAAGAUGGGGACGCUGGUAUCUGUGACUUCUCAAUAUGGCUGCACUACUUCGCGUUCGACGUAAUCGGAGAGCUUUUAUUCAAGCAACGAAUCGGCUUCUUGGAGGGUGGAACUGAUGUGGAAGGCAUCAUCUCGAACGUAGGGAAAAUCAUGUCAUACAUUUCGCUAAUUGGUCAAAUGCCUUGGCUAGAUCAUGUUUUGAUGAAGAAUCCAAUUCGAAUUUGGAUGAGUGCUCGAGGGAUUGGUCAAAAAGCUUCGCCAAUGGCCACUUUUGCUGCUAAACGCAUCGCUGAGCGCCUCGCUAUGAAGGACUCUGCAACCAUUCCAGAGGACAAGGCGACGCUUCCACCUGAUAUCCUCGACAGAUUCUUACUCUUGAAGGAGAAAGAUCCUGUGUUCUUCAAUGACACGUGGGUGCUCAGUCUCAUGGUUGGCAACGUCUUCGGAGGUUCAGAUUCAACAGCAAUCACAAUGCGAACCAUCUUCUAUCAUCUGCUCAAGUCUCCCCAUACCAUGGACGCCCUGAUGGAAGAACUCAGCGAAGUAAAAUUCUCACGUGAUGAUGGAAUUGCAACGUGGAACGAGACAAGACAACUACCCUACCUUACUGCGGUCCUUCAAGAGGCUCUCCGACUACAUCCAGCUGCUGGAUUUCAUCUCGAGCGUAUUGUACCGGCUUCGGGGUUGCAGGUUGGUCAGCACUUCCUGCCGGCAGGUACAAUAGUCGGAGCCUCCGCCUGGGUCCUACACCAGAAAGAAUCCAUGUUUGGCCCAAAAUGCCAAGAAUUCAGACCGGAAAGAUGGAUUGAGGCAAGUGAGCAAAGACGGACUGAGAUGAACAAUGCAAUGUUUGCAUUCAGUAUGGGUAGUAAAGAGUGUCUCGGAAAAGGCAUUGCUUUUCUUGAGACAUACAAGCUGAUCCCUACCAUCUUGAGAAAGUACGAGUUAAGUCUUGUAGAUCCAAAGGCAGAGUGGAAACUUGAAAAUGCCUUCUUUGUCAAUCAGACAGAUUUCUAUAUUCGGAUACAGCGACGACAUGAAGUGAAAGUAUAG
Messenger RNA from Mollisia scopiformis, 1563 nucleotides. Its product is annotated as cytochrome P450. Gene Ontology annotation, molecular function: oxidoreductase activity, acting on paired donors, with incorporation or reduction of molecular oxygen; iron ion binding; heme binding. The coding region runs from base 1 to 1563 and encodes 520 amino acids. The record is from RefSeq and is a predicted model, not a curated record. The transcript is spliced from 4 exons. NCBI's taxonomy places the organism in Eukaryota, Fungi, Ascomycota, Leotiomycetes, Helotiales, Mollisiaceae.